Molecule: messenger RNA, 1331 nt
Organism: Drosophila hydei
Lineage: Eukaryota; Metazoa; Arthropoda; Insecta; Diptera; Drosophilidae
Gene: Tap42
Product: immunoglobulin-binding protein 1
Exons: 2
Coding region: 83-1228 (381 amino acids)
Biological process (GO): regulation of signal transduction; regulation of dephosphorylation
Cellular component (GO): cytosol
Molecular function (GO): protein phosphatase 2A binding
Source: RefSeq, a predicted model, not a curated record
UGGAAGUGUAACAAUCAGCUGAUACAAGCGGCUUGCGAAUAAUUGCGAAAACCUUAGUUAUCAAAUAAUAUUUUCUUUGAAAAUGGCUGAAGCCAAUGCAGUUGCCGCGACUGACGGCGAAGAAAAAAAACUUUCAGAUAUUUUUUUAAGUGGCUGGAAUCUCUUCGACGAGCUCGAGGUUACCGAGCUACCUUUCAAUGGCAUUCCAUUUCAGAACAAAGUGAAGGAAGCAAUGGGCUAUUUUGAACAAGCGACUGUUAUUGUCAACCAAGUGGGCAUGUUCAGUCCCAACGAACUGAUUGACGAGGUAUCUACGGACUCGUUACCCUUCAUGCUAUUGCCAUAUUUCUUGGGUAAGCUUACCACGAAGAUAAACAAUCCACAUGGUACAGAAGCUAUAGAGCUGGGUGAAGUCUAUUUUGGAGAUCAUCUACAACGCUGCCAAGAGUACGAGCUCUGUGAACCGCCCAAGAGCAAGUCGCAGCAGGACAACAAAACGGAUGCUGCACAGCAGAAAAGCGAACAACGCGAAUUAAUUGAAGCUGCAUACAAUCGCAAUGAUAAAAUUGCACAAUAUCGUAAGGUGAAGGAAAUUGACGAGUAUAUGUAUCGCAUGCGUGAUGCUGUUAAGAACAAAACGGCCGAUGAGGAAGUGCGUCGUGAAUUCUUUUUGAAAUAUUUGGAUAAGAGUAUUAUAGAUGCUAAGCAGGAGUUGGAAAACCUUCGUAUGAUGAAAGAAAUGGUUAAGAUGCGUCUAACACGCAUGAAGGCCGGAGAGCAGAAGUCGUUUGAAAACUCUACUGCAGAUCAGCAGACGAAUGCUCAUGACCAUGGACAUAAGCAUGGACAUUCUCAUGGACAUCAGCAUCAUCAUCAUGCGGAAGCGAAGACAAAACCGCUUCAACCAUUUAUUAUAACACGAAAUGCUACACAGAAGGCAGUCUUCGGUUUAGGUUAUCCCAGUGUUCCGGUCAUGACCGUCGACGAGUUUUAUCAACAGCGGGUUGACGAAGGCAUUUUUCCCGACGAACAAAAAAUGGCAAAAAUAAAUCAGGAAAAAGCCAUUGCAGCCGCACUAGAUCCCAACGAGCAAGAAGACCAAGAGAAUGCAGCUAUAGAACUUCAAGUAGAAGAUGAUGAUCCAGAGUAUUUAGCGCGUAUGCGACGCAUGGACGAAUACAAGGAUGUUGUCCGCCGUGGAGAUGGAAACCGUCAUAAUCGUAGUUAAACUACUAAUCAACUCAUUGAUAUACAUAAAAAAUUAGGUAUUUUUUAUUUUUAUAUAUACAAAACAAAUAAAGGAGUCAUUUUCAACGUUUUAAAUCCAGAAA